AUGAAUGGAGCAAAAUGGCGGAUCAUGUGCAGUACCAUCCCCAUAUUGUUAGAAGCUUCCUCCUUGAGCCUGGCCCAACUAGAGAAUCUGUGCAAACAGCUGUAUGAAACAACAGAUACGACCACUCGACUUCAGGCAGAGAAAGCCUUGGUUGAAUUUACCAACAGCCCUGAUUGCCUGAGCAAGUGCCAGCUACUCCUUGAAAGAGGAAGUUCAUCUUACUCCCAGUUACUAGCAGCUACAUGCCUUACAAAGCUUGUAUCGCGCACAAAUAACCCUCUACCAUUGGAACAGCGGAUAGAUAUUCGGAACUAUGUGCUCAACUACCUUGCCACUCGGCCAAAGCUGGCCACUUUUGUGACGCAAGCACUUAUCCAGUUAUAUGCCAGGAUCACAAAGUUGGGCUGGUUUGACUGUCAGAAGGAUGAUUACGUCUUCAGAAAUGCAAUCACAGAUGUCACAAGGUUUUUACAGGAUAGUGUUGAAUACUGCAUCAUUGGUGUCACGAUUUUAUCGCAGCUAACCAAUGAAAUUAAUCAAGCAGACACCACCCAUCCUUUAACCAAGCACAGAAAAAUAGCCUCUUCUUUCCGAGAUUCAUCGUUAUUUGAUAUCUUCACGCUUUCGUGCAAUUUACUAAAACAGGCUUCUGGAAAGAAUCUGAACUUGAAUGAUGAAAGUCAGCAUGGCUUGCUGAUGCAACUGCUCAAGCUCACUCAUAACUGCCUGAACUUUGAUUUCAUCGGCACUUCCACCGACGAGUCCUCAGACGACCUGUGCACGGUACAGAUCCCCACCAGCUGGAGAUCAGCGUUCUUGGAUUCUUCAACUCUGCAGCUCUUUUUUGACCUCUAUCAUUCCAUCCCUCCUUCAUUUUCACCUCUGGUAUUAUCAUGCUUAGUGCAGAUCGCCUCGGUUAGAAGGUCCCUGUUCAACAAUGCAGAGAGGGCCAAGUUUCUCUCUCACCUUGUCGAUGGCGUUAAACGGAUCCUGGAGAACCCACAGAGUUUGUCAGACCCAAACAAUUACCAUGAGUUUUGCAGACUACUGGCCCGCUUGAAGAGUAACUAUCAACUGGGAGAAUUAGUGAAGGUGGAAAACUACCCCGAGGUCAUCCGAUUGAUAGCUAACUUCACGGUGACCAGCCUGCAGCAUUGGGAAUUUGCCCCAAAUAGCGUGCACUAUCUCCUGAGCCUAUGGCAGCGGCUGGCAGCCUCCGUGCCAUAUGUGAAAGCCACCGAACCCCACAUGCUGGAGACAUAUACUCCUGAGGUCACCAAAGCCUACAUCACAUCCCGUCUGGAAUCUGUGCACAUCAUACUCAGAGAUGGACUGGAAGACCCCCUGGAGGAUACAGGGCUGGUCCAGCAGCAGCUGGACCAGCUCUCCACCAUCGGGCGCUGUGAGUACGAGAAGACGUGCGCGCUGCUCGUGCAGCUGUUCGACCAGUCUGCCCAGUCCUACCAGGAGCUGCUCCAGAGUGCCAGCGCCAGCCCCAUGGACAUCGCGGUGCAGGAGGGAAGGCUGACGUGGCUGGUUUACAUCAUUGGUGCAGUGAUUGGUGGCCGGGUCUCUUUUGCCAGCACUGAUGAGCAGGAUGCUAUGGAUGGCGAGCUUGUCUGUCGGGUGCUCCAGCUGAUGAACCUAACAGACUCUCGCUUGGCUCAGGCGGGUAAUGAGAAACUAGAAUUGGCCAUGCUGAGCUUUUUUGAACAAUUUCGUAAGAUCUACAUUGGGGACCAGGUGCAGAAAUCCUCUAAGUUGUACCGCCGGCUCUCGGAGGUGCUGGGCCUGAAUGACGAGACCAUGGUCCUCAGCGUCUUCAUAGGGAAAAUCAUCACCAACCUGAAGUACUGGGGCCGUUGUGAACCUAUCACCUCCAAGACACUACAGCUUCUCAAUGACCUCUCCAUUGGAUAUCCUUUUCUAAGCUGUGUAAGGAAGCUAGUGAAGCUGAGUGCAGUACAGUUCAUGCUGAACAAUCACACGAGCGAGCACUUUUCAUUUUUGGGUAUUAACAAUCAGUCCAACCUGACAGACAUGCGGUGUCGAACUACCUUCUACACAGCACUUGGGCGUCUCCUCAUGGUGGAUUUAGGAGAGGAUGAAGACCAAUAUGAGCAGUUCAUGCUGCCACUCACAGCAGCGUUUGAAGCUGUGGCCCAGAUGUUUAGCACUAAUAGUUUCAACGAACAAGAGGCAAAGCGAACUCUAGUUGGCCUCGUAAGAGACCUGAGAGGGAUAGCUUUUGCCUUCAAUGCCAAGACCAGCUUCAUGAUGCUGUUCGAAUGGAUCUACCCCUCCUACAUGCCCAUCCUGCAGCGGGCCAUUGAGCUGUGGUACCAUGACCCAGCCUGCACUACACCUGUGCUCAAGCUGAUGGCGGAACUGGUCCACAACAGAUCCCAGCGACUCCAGUUUGAUGUCUCAUCCCCCAAUGGCAUCUUACUCUUCAGAGAAACCAGCAAGAUGAUAACAAUGUAUGGCAAUCGCAUCCUGACACUAGGAGAGGUCCCAAAGGAUCAGGUCUACGCACUGAAGCUCAAAGGCAUCUCCAUCUGUUUCUCCAUGCUGAAGGCUGCUCUCAGCGGGAGCUACGUCAAUUUUGGAGUCUUCCGUCUCUAUGGGGAUGACGCCCUGGACAAUGCUCUGCAGACCUUCAUCAAGCUGCUCCUGUCUAUCCCCCACAGUGACCUCCUGGAUUACCCCAAGCUCAGCCAGUCUUACUACUCACUACUGGAAGUCCUCACCCAGGACCACAUGAACUUUAUUGCAAGCCUGGAGCCUCAUGUCAUCAUGUAUAUUCUCUCUUCCAUUUCUGAAGGACUUACUGCACUCGACACCAUGGUAUGCACAGGUUGCUGCUCCUGCCUGGACCACAUCGUGACAUACCUCUUCAAGCAGCUUUCACGUAGCACCAAGAAGAGGACGACGCCCCUGACCCAGGAGAGCGACCGCUUCCUGCAUAUCAUGCAGCAGCAUCCAGAGAUGAUCCAGCAGAUGCUGUCAACGGUGCUGAAUAUCAUCAUCUUCGAAGACUGUAGGAACCAGUGGUCUAUGUCCCGACCCCUACUUGGCUUGAUACUACUUAAUGAAAAGUAUUUUUCUGACCUAAGGAACAGUAUCGUGAACAGCCAGCCACCAGAGAAGCAGCAGGCUAUGCAUCUGUGCUUUGAAAACUUGAUGGAAGGCAUUGAGCGAAACCUUCUAACGAAAAACAGAGACAGGUUCACCCAGAACCUGUCGGCAUUCCGUCGAGAAGUCAACGACUCGAUGAAGAAUUCCACGUAUGGAGUGAAUAGCAAUGAUAUGAUGAGCUGA
Molecule: messenger RNA, 3321 nt
Organism: Rangifer tarandus platyrhynchus (Svalbard reindeer)
Lineage: Eukaryota; Metazoa; Chordata; Mammalia; Artiodactyla; Cervidae
Source: the annotation of a GenBank genome assembly